This is a messenger RNA of Nicotiana tabacum (common tobacco), 456 nucleotides long. The record is from RefSeq and is a predicted model, not a curated record. Lineage: Eukaryota; Viridiplantae; Streptophyta; Magnoliopsida; Solanales; Solanaceae.
AUGGCUGCCUCCUCAUCGUCACCUUCACCUCCGGCAACUAUGGCUGCCUCUCCCACGACUGCCUUCGAACCAGCACCCUACCGCUGUUGCAUCACCACUGUCACGUCCAACAACUCGUCCGAACAACCAGUUUCAUCUCCAUCGUCGUCUUCACCGAUCCCGUCGACCAACGGCCCAACUACACUGUCACCUCAGCCACGGCUAUUUUUCUUCUUCAUCGUCGCUGCUGCUCCACCUCCUCGUCCCAAACGACCAGCAGCUCGACCAGAUUCACGACGCACGACCAUGACUGCCCGCGUUGCUGCUGCUGCUUCAUCCAGUUUCUGUAGCGUCGCCACUGCUGCUCCUGCUACGUCCAGCCAUGGACGAGCUGCAGCGUCGCUUCUGCUGCCUUCUGCUACGUCCAUCCAUGGACGACCACCAAAGCUGCCCUCCGUCGAGCAUGUUCAGCAGUAG